UUGGAGUCGGACCAAAGCGACGGGCAGAGAGGAAAUGGUGUCACGAAGAUUCCUACUCCGCCACGAAGACUCGACCUUCGACGUCGACUACGACACUGAAGAUGGCCUCGAGGUUUUCCGGUUCCAAAUAUUCUCCCUGACUUCAGUUCCUCCUUAUGAGCAGAAGAUUGUUGCGGAAGAAGGUGAUCGAGUCGUAUUGGGUGAUUCCGAUCUCGUUUCUGUUUCGGAGAAACUGCGUUUGGUGUCGGUCGAAGUAAAUUGUGAGGAGAAUUUGGAAGGAAAUGUGGAUAGCUGUGAGAAAUCAAAUGCCGAAAUGGUCAAAUUAGAUGAAGAAUUUGCGCGAAUGUUGCAGGCUGAAGAAGAAGCUCUGUUGCUCCAACAGUAUGUAGCAGCACAAGAUAGCAGCGAAUUUGAACGGAGGAUAAGACCUUACGUUGGCCAAGUUCUCAUGUAUGAAGAUCCAGCGCGUCAAGAAGCUGCACGAAAGACUGUUCCUGUAGAGGAGUUGGAGGAGAAAGCUAUCGUGGCUUUGGCCAAGGAGGGGAAUUUUAAGCCUUCAAAAGAGGAACAUGACUAUACUUUCCUGCUUCAGCUACUUUUCUGGUUCAAAAAAACUUUCAGGUGGGUCAAUGAACCUCCUUGUGAUGGUUGUGGUAGCAAAACCGUAGGCCAGGGGAUGGGAAAUCCACUUCCCUCGGAGCUUGCUUAUGGAGCAAAUCGAGUUGAACUUUAUCGCUGUACCUUUUGUUCAAGAAUUACACGAUUCCCUCGGUACAAUGAUCCAGUGAAGCUUUUAGAAACGAGAAAAGGGCGCUGUGGGGAGUGGGCCAACUGCUUUACACUAUACUGUCGCUCAUUUGGCUAUGCAACUCGUUUGAUACUGGAUUUCACAGAUCAUGUCUGGACUGAAUGUUUCUCACACUCAUUUGGAAGAUGGAUCCACCUGGAUCCAUGUGAAGGAGUGUAUGAUAAACCCUUACUAUAUGAGAAAGGAUGGAACAAAAAGUUGAACUAUGUAAUUGGAAUUGCGAGAGACGGGGUUUAUGAUGUCACUAAGCGCUACACAAAAAAGUGGCACGAGAUUUUAACUAGACGGACAAUCACAACUGAAUCAUCUUCCCAAGCUGUUCUGCGGACCCUGACAAGAGAAUUGCGCAUUAGUUUUACACCUCAUGUUCUAUCUUCUCUUGAACUCAGAGACAGCAAUGAGCAGGAAGAGCUUGAGAGAGACCUUCAUUCCCCAGAUGAUGCCUCGGUUUCUUUACCUGGAAGGCAGAGUGGUGACAAGGGAUGGCGCAUUUUGAGAUCAGAGUUUGGUUCGGACGAAAAUUCCUCUGUCAGCUCUACCUCUUGCCCGGUUCGUAUAUGUGUUGACGACCAUGUGACAAAGCUUUAUGAUUCUUUCUCGACUAUCCUUACUCAAUUCGUCGAGGAUUCUUUGCCUACACCAAGAGCGAUUGAGCUACUUCAGAUCGUCAAGGGAACCCUAGUGGAUCUCAAGAGUACAUCUUACAAAACAAGGAAGGCUCGUCUGAAUUUAGGUUCAGAUGGCUCGAGUUCAUUUCCGAAGCAGUAUUUGCCUUCAUUAGACAAGUUGCUUCAUGCUCUUUCAUUAAAGGGCAAGAGUGACACAGACGAUAAAGGCCUGGCCAUAUAUUUGGACGGUGAACCGACGAAAACUUCCUUAGCGCUACCGGUUGCAUUGGACGCAUUGGAAGAACUAAGCCGUGACCUCGGCAAAUGCCAGAACUUAAACAAAGAGUCUCUCUCUCUUCCACUUGUGAAACGAAACAGAGUAUGUUUAGGUUCUGUCCUAGCAAGUGGGGAAGAGCUUCCUUCUGGUAUUGCAAGCUCAGCAUUCGACGGGAUCCGUGACUCCAAAUGGGAAGAACCAAACGGUGCGAAAGGUUGUUGGAUCAUGUACAAGACGUUGGACAACAAGAUGGAAGAAGUUGCAGAAUAUGAGCUCAUGUCUGCAAAUGAUGCCCCAGAAAGAGACCCAAAAGAUUGGAUUCUUGAAGGAAGCAGCGAUGGGGGAUCCACGUGGCGUGUUCUAGACGAGCAAACUUCCCAAGUAUUCGAAGCCCGUUUCCAACGCAACUCCUACAGAAUAAAGCCGACGACUGUCUUCCAAGCAAAUCUUUUCAGGUUCAGGUUUCUGGCAGUACGAGACGUAAGCUCCACCUCCCGCCUACAGUUAGGUAGCAUCGAUCUCUACAAAUCUUGAACCCAAAAAGAAAAACAAACAAAAAGUACAUGAAAGCGGUACAACCGCAUCGAUGUUGUUGUAUUGUAACUACGUUGCCAUCAUCAUUCAUAUCCUUAUCCUGUGUCUAACUGUUGUUUGUACUCUGCAAGCCUUUUAAGGGAUUCUUUCUGUGCCCACCAAAAAAAAAACUUUUUUUGUAACGCGUUCAGUGAAACAAACAUAAAGAGUGCCUCAACACAAUGAGAACCCCAUAUUUGAUCAUUCCAUUGGUUCAAAGGGAUUGAAUGUAUAAAAAGAGCCUCUCUCUCUCUC
This is a messenger RNA of Tarenaya hassleriana, 2521 nucleotides long. Its product is annotated as peptide-N(4)-(N-acetyl-beta-glucosaminyl)asparagine amidase. The record is from RefSeq and is a predicted model, not a curated record. The coding region runs from base 35 to 2227 and encodes 730 amino acids. Gene Ontology annotation, molecular function: peptide-N4-(N-acetyl-beta-glucosaminyl)asparagine amidase activity. The transcript is spliced from 17 exons. Gene Ontology annotation, biological process: glycoprotein catabolic process; protein deglycosylation; protein quality control for misfolded or incompletely synthesized proteins. Lineage: Eukaryota; Viridiplantae; Streptophyta; Magnoliopsida; Brassicales; Cleomaceae. Gene Ontology annotation, cellular component: cytosol; nucleus.